This is a messenger RNA of Esox lucius (northern pike), 3359 nucleotides long. It is a transcript of the gene tlcd3bb, whose product is annotated as TLC domain containing 3Bb. Lineage: Eukaryota; Metazoa; Chordata; Actinopteri; Esociformes; Esocidae. Gene Ontology annotation, molecular function: sphingosine N-acyltransferase activity. Gene Ontology annotation, biological process: lipid homeostasis; ceramide biosynthetic process. The record is from RefSeq and is a predicted model, not a curated record. Gene Ontology annotation, cellular component: endoplasmic reticulum; membrane. Bases 706 to 1599 code for a protein of 297 amino acids. The transcript has 7 exons.
AUUGAUCUAGAACCACGGACAAGAGUCCCUAAGGACACUACAUGUGCAAUUGUUUGCUAUUAGAUAAAUCGUCAGCUCUUGUUGCAAACGCUAAAACGCAAGACCUGGCCGUGUACCCAUAAAAUAAAUGGGUUUGGACUGAACCACAGUCAUUUUAUAGGUCCCUGUAGCGCUGCUAGCACGAAACGGCGUUGACGUCAAGAGACUAACAAGCUUGGCUUAGGCUGCAAAGCUACUUUAGCCUGUCGGACCACACGUUUAUGUUGGUUUGGUUAUCUGCAUAACUGAAGAGGGGCCAGUUUUUUGUCAACCUGAUCAUGAUCCAUCCUGCAGCAAUGUGCUAGAAGUCAACAUCUGGAGCCAGUUAGUUUUUUUUUUUGACAGUAGAAAUCUGUGAAACUAUCGCUAGUAGGAACAAUUGCUAAUGUUAGCGGAAUUAUAAAAGCCUUCACGCAGCACUUCAUCGUUACAACCUAUUAUUGGGGCCAUAGUAUCUUACAGCUAACGUUAGAACAUGUGGAUUAUCCAAGCGGGCACCGGGACUUCGUUAAUCGCUUUCUCCAUGACACGAGUGUCGACAGGCCGUUGAUCCGACAGCAAAAUCUCGAUGUACUGUAAAUCUCCUUGCCUUCCAUAAUUUCGAAUUAGAGAGAAGAGAGAACUCUAAGAGCAAGAAAUUUGCCCCUGAGUCUAAAGUGUGGAACCAUGUUGACCAUCCUGGCAGCUGGGUCAGUCUUCUUCCCAGGCCUGUUUGUGCUGUCCAAGCAAUGCCUCAAGUAUAUCCCCGCACUGAGGUGGAGCGAAGGUGAUGCGGUCAUAGUGUCGGCCAGGUUGGUGUCCUCGGUUCAGGCGAUCAUGGCCUCCUCUGCUGGCUACAUCAUUGCCUCCUCCUGUGAUGACAUCAUCGAGGAUCAGCAUUGGCUGACUAAAGCCUACAUCUUGUUUGCCGUUCCCUACUUUGUGUACGACAUCUACGCAAUGUUUAUGUGCUACUGGUACAAGCUGCGUGUCAAGGGUCAUGAAGUGGACACAGGUGCCAAACCGCUCAGUGCGGCGCUGACGAGCUACCUCCGCCGAGAAUUCCUGAUGGUGCUCCACCACGUCGUCAUGGUCACCGUGUGCUUCCCCAUCUCCGUGUUCUGGCGACAGGGCAAGGGUGAUUACUUCCAGGGAGUCAUGUUCCUGGCAGAACUCAGCACUCCGUGGGUCUGUCUGGGAAAGAUCCUCAUCCAGUACAAACAGCAACACACUCUCCUGCACAAAGUGAAUGGGGCUACUAUGCUGGUUACUUUCUUCAUCUGUCGGGUGCUCCUCUUUCCUUACCUCUACUACGUGUAUGGCAGGUACACGUCCAUUCCCAUCUACAUGGUUCCCUUCAACGUGCCAUGGCAAGUUAACCUGGGCGCAGCUUUGCUCAUGGCCCCCCAGGUCUAUUGGUUCUCUCUCAUCUGCCGAGGAGCCCUCCGACUCUUCUCGGGCUCCUCCCGGUCCCGGAGGCCCCCGGUUGCCACUAAGGAAGACCCGGACGGAAAGGCGCCAUCCCAGCCCGCCAACGGGUACAGCGCUCACACAACAGAGCAGGAGUCGGGCUCUCACUGAGAAGUUGGUAGGGAGAGGGUGAGAAGGAAGAAAGGAAGUAUAUCGGAGAGUGUUUUGACGUGUGAAGUUGAAAGGCAAAUAUAAGGCGAGACUGAACAUGAGUUUCACAACCGCGGAGAAAGCAGCAAAAAAAAGAAAAGGCCUCAAAUGGUACUCUCUUUGUUGCCAGAAUCUAUACCUGAUACAGAGAUUUAUGAUUUGCGCAAAUCUAGGAAUUGAAGGCAGCCUUUGCACAUUGAACAGCAAAGGCCUCUUCAGACACUAUUUUCCAUCCCCUCGCGAAUGGGCAUGUUGAGAAUGGAUAGAGGUUAGCCUGAAAGAAGUAUAGCAAGUGUUGGAGUGUAGACCACCCUCAUGCUGAUGAAAUGAAAUCCUGUCUGCCUAGUGGAAGGUGAAUUAGCAGGAGUUACCAAUGUAUCAUACUGGUAUGUUUAGUACAUUGCUGUAGAUAUAAUUGCCUAAAUCAGCUUAGUAACAAAGAAGUAAAAAAAACAAGACCUGCCAAGCAGUAUUUUGACUUGUUAGUGUUUAUUAAUCUGUUUCCCUUGUGUACAGUAAGUCGUUGUCUCUCGAACUAAUGUAACCAGCGGACUGUUGUCGCCUGCAGGACAAGGAAGGUUAUGUCAUAAGACUGUGGUAUGCUGCCUUAUCCCUUAACCCAAUUGUUUGUUUAGUAUGUUUUAUGUUUAUUUAUUUAAAUGUAAAGUUGUUUAUUUUUCUCCCUUGGACUGAACAUGUGUACAUAUGUGAAGAGAUGUUGUUCUGAAUUGUAAUUCACGUGUCAGUGUUAUUUUCACUUGAUUUGGGUUGUGUGUCUGAUCUCCAAUCGAAUUUUUCCAAAAUACUUUUUAUAUACAUAUUGAUCUUCAGUAGUUCAGGUAGCAAUUGCAUGUAUCGGUUUACCUAUGGGCAGUUAAAAAGUCUGCUUAAAUGUGUACAAACGACUCCACCACCUUGCAACCAUGUUAUUCCAUUUUAGAUCGUAAUUUUGAAUGUGUUGAGGAACCAAAUACAUUGGAAAAUGUAGGGGCUUUUGGGUUUCUAUGCCCGACAUAAGUCCUUUUGUAGGAGAGUGGUGUUGAAGGUAAAUAAGUGACAGUGCUCUAUGAAUUUCCACAACAUGUCAGUGAUUGGCUGUUGUUACACAUUUGUAAUCUGACCAAAAAUAAUUAUUUUUUUUAAAACAUGGGACUUUUUGAAUGAUCAUUUUAGCUAGUAGUUUGCAUAAAUUGACCACACCAAGAUCUAUUCACUGUCCUGGUAGAUCUGUGUGAGGCUUUAUAUGUACAAUUUCUUUCCUUUAUGUUUGUGCUUCUUCAGGUUCCUGUUCGUGCAGAGCUAAUUUCCUUGCAACAUUGUUUUCACAAAAUCCUACUUACUCAGAAAACCUGGUUCAUGAAUUCCUACCAACAAACUUAAAGCUUUACUUCAAGCAAAUACAAUACAUGCAAAAGGUGUUCCACAAAGGUGUUUGCAAGAAGAUUGGAUAUUAGUAAUCCUGUCUCAUUUGUCUACUUGGAGAAAACCAAGUAUUAAUUUCUGUUCCAUUUGCUUGUGUACUGCUUCUUGUCAUGGGGGGUGAUGCAUUUAACUGAUGCUCUGUAUGAACAGUGAUAUGUUAAUUUAUUCGUACAUAUUUAUGUUUAAUUUAUUUGUGGUUUAAAGUUGACUGCAUAUUUACAGUAUUACAUACCGUAUAUGCUUCUAAGCCUUAUGUCAAGGCUUACAUUGUUACUCAUAGAUAAAAUAUACUCCUCUGU